CAAGGACAGGGACGCCCGAGAAGAAGAUGGCGUCUCCACCCAGUAAACCCUCUAAUGGCCUCAGCAUGACUUAUGCAACCUCUGCGCCCGCCACUGCUGGCGGACAGGCUGGCUCUCCGCCCGUCUGCCAGAACUGCUCCACAAGCACCACGCCGCUAUGGCGCCGCGACGAGACGGGCGCCGUUCUCUGCAACGCCUGCGGUCUCUUCCUGAAGCUGCAUGGCCGCCCGCGUCCCAUCUCGCUCAAGACUGAUGUCAUCAAGAGCCGCAACCGCGUCAAGACUGGCGGGCCAGGCGGACGCAAGAGGACAAGCGACCAAGGCGGUCUUCCCGCAGCGCACCCCGAUGCAGACGGCCAGCUAGCCCUCGCCCAGCACCGCCGUGCUUCUGGAAAGAUGUCUUCAGGCCUGUCGGACCGCUCCCAGUCGCCCAUUUCGCGUACCGGCACCCCCAACUUCAACCAUCCCUCCAACAUUGCGCCCCAGCACAUGUUUGAGCAGGCGCUGCACGGCGACUUUCACUCGCCCUCGCUGCCUGGUUUCGGUCUUCGGGCCCCCUCACCUGCCACGUCGUCGGUCAACGGCUCCCACCUUGAGGCCCCUCUGCCGUACGAGACGCUUGCCGCGCAAAACACUGCGCUCAAGACGCGUGUUUCGGAAAUGGAGCUCAUCAACGACCUCUUCCGCAACCGUGUCAGCGAGCUCGAGCAGAGCGAGCAGUCGGCGCGGCAGACGGAGACGACGCUGAGAAAAGAGCUCGACGAGGUCAAGCAACGCGAGGCCGACCUGAAGAGGCGGCUUGAAGAGAUUGAGAACGAAAGCCCGAGACACAAGAGGAUGAAGAUGAGCGAAUUCGUAGACGAGAGCCGCGCAGGCACACCCAUCAACGCCAUGGUGGACUAGCUGCUUUUGCCGAGGCAUUUCCUUUGAUUAUCUAACGACUGUUCUAUGCAUGCGCAAAGAUGUUUGGUGCUGCUGGAUCGAGGUAGUACUCGUCCUAUGCCAGCUUACUCCCCACGGGAGCCGAGCGUCGACGCUUGCUCUGCUUGGUCUGCAAGACCGCCUAAUGUCUAAAUACCACUUCUUGCCGCCGCCUUUGAUGGCGCCGGCUAUAUUGUAAAUUUAUUUCUGCUCCGAUACCAAUGUUGAUGCGGGUGCGUUGUAUGAGGGUACGGCCAGGGCACGGGUUAGAUGGGCGGGGAAGGCGAGAACUAGGAACAUGUUUAUCAAAAGUCUUGCAAUUGCGGUUAGUUAGUUACCAUCAAUGGGAUACGAAGCA
Exserohilum turcica Et28A is the source of this 1278-nucleotide messenger RNA. RefSeq lists its product as uncharacterized. Gene Ontology annotation, molecular function: DNA-binding transcription factor activity, RNA polymerase II-specific; zinc ion binding; RNA polymerase II cis-regulatory region sequence-specific DNA binding. The transcript is spliced from 4 exons. Lineage: Eukaryota; Fungi; Ascomycota; Dothideomycetes; Pleosporales; Pleosporaceae. Bases 66 to 902 code for a protein of 278 amino acids. The record is from RefSeq and is a predicted model, not a curated record. Gene Ontology annotation, biological process: negative regulation of transcription by RNA polymerase II; positive regulation of transcription by RNA polymerase II.